Molecule: messenger RNA, 1330 nt
Organism: Pristis pectinata (smalltooth sawfish)
Lineage: Eukaryota; Metazoa; Chordata; Chondrichthyes; Rhinopristiformes; Pristidae
Gene: gpr171
Product: G protein-coupled receptor 171
Exons: 2
Coding region: 166-1164 (332 amino acids)
Biological process (GO): G protein-coupled receptor signaling pathway; negative regulation of adenylate cyclase activity
Cellular component (GO): membrane
Molecular function (GO): G protein-coupled purinergic nucleotide receptor activity
Source: RefSeq, a predicted model, not a curated record
CAAAUUUUGUCUGAACUUCAUUCUUGUGGCAACAACUCAAAAAUGGCAAGCGAUCCUAGACAUGGCUUUGCAAACUACAAAUGCUGUUGCAAAAUGUUAAUGUUUAACAUUUUUCAGUAUCAGAUCUAAAGUUGGGCUUCACAUUUUUAUCUGAAACAGCAUACAAUGAGCACCAAAUCAUCAAAUGUCUCUACUGCCCAAUGCACGAUGAACAACAAUAUGGAAGCUUUCACUUAUUUCUAUUACUUAAUCUUUUUGAUUGGCAUCAUCGGGAGUUGCAUAGCACUUUGGGCUUUUAGUAAACAGAGGAAAGCCAAAAAAUGCCUUAAUAUCUACCUAAUUAACCUUCUGACUGCCGAUUUUCUGCUAAGUUUGGCUCUCCCUUUCAAAAUAGCUGUUGACUUGGGUAUUGCUCCCUGGAGCUUGAAGAUCUUCCACUGCCAGGUCACAGCAUGCCUCAUGUAUAUUAAUAUGUAUGCGUCAAUUAUAUUUCUGGGCUUCGUGAGCAUAGAUCGCUAUAUUCAGCUCUCUGGUAGUUCAAGAUUCCAACGGAUACAGGAGCCAGGUUUUGCAAAAAUGAUGUCUGUCAUUAUAUGGAUAAUGGUGCUGCUUCUGAUGGUACCAAACAUGGCAAUCCCCAUCAAAGUCAUCACCCCAAAACCUUUAGUGAAGUGUGCAGAAAUCAAGAAGAUCAUAGGGCUUCGCUGGCAUGUCUUCACCAAUUUCAUCUGUAUUGCGAUAUUUAUGAAUGUUUCAGCUGUACUACUGACCUCAAACUUUCUUUUGGUGAAAAAGCUCCACAAAAAUAAGGACAAAGAGACACAGAACGACGUGAAGCAAACUCUGAGGCACAUUUUGAUUCUGACUGGCAUCUACAUCAUUUGUUUUGUGCCGUACCACAUUAUUCGGACUCCAUACACUCUUAGUCAAUACAAACCAAAGAUGGACUGCAGUCUACAAAGAUCCCUAUUUCUGGCCAAAGAGUCCACCUUUCUUUUGGCUGUUCUCAACCUUUGCUUUGAUCCCAUUCUGUAUUUUUACCUCUGCAAAUCAUUCCGGUCAAAAAUCACAGAAACUUUUGGAUCAACCAAAGAGACCAGGUGCAAGAAAAAACUUGAGGCUGAAAAGAGAGAUGAGGAGAAUAAUUUAACUCAGUACAGCUAAACCAAACGUUCCCUCCUGUAUAUCGCACCAGUUUGCUUCGAAUGCUACAAAGUGCAGAAAUCUUAAAUUAUAAAUUGGAUCCAUGCAGAAAUCAUAAAUUGUGACAAGAGAUAAAGACAAUGUUUCUCAUCGUUAAGAGAGUUUUACUCAUGCAUAUGUAUAUGUA